AUGCCUAACGGAUUCCCCGCCUUCCGUUUCGACCCCACAACCGCCCCGCGCUACCUCGUCAAAACCGCCAAAACCUCUUCAGACACAGCAUCAUGCUACACAGACUCAUCGCUGGAAAGUACAGAGACUGCCAAGCUUUCCAAGUACCAGUACCCUACUGAACGAGAUCCUCCAAAGAAAUCGCAUUCCAAGCCGAAGGGAACGUUCCAGAGGCUUUUCGGAUGA
Messenger RNA from Letharia columbiana, 225 nucleotides. RefSeq lists its product as uncharacterized. Lineage: Eukaryota; Fungi; Ascomycota; Lecanoromycetes; Lecanorales; Parmeliaceae. The record is from RefSeq and is a predicted model, not a curated record. The transcript is spliced from 2 exons. The coding region runs from base 1 to 225 and encodes 74 amino acids.